Messenger RNA from Drosophila innubila, 5587 nucleotides. RefSeq names its product peregrin (gene Br140). Gene Ontology annotation, molecular function: protein binding. The record is from RefSeq and is a predicted model, not a curated record. NCBI's taxonomy places the organism in Eukaryota, Metazoa, Arthropoda, Insecta, Diptera, Drosophilidae. The transcript is spliced from 4 exons. Bases 253 to 4614 code for a protein of 1453 amino acids. Gene Ontology annotation, biological process: regulation of transcription by RNA polymerase II. Gene Ontology annotation, cellular component: MOZ/MORF histone acetyltransferase complex.
CAUGCUGUGGCCAACUAGUGCUGCAAAAUACUCAAAUACAUUGUUAAAAUUCGCCAGAAAUUCGCAAGCCAGCAAAAAUUAAGGAAUAAGAAGGUAAACAAACAAGUUAAGUGCGCGUUUGGCGUUAACAACAAUAAGAUGUAUAUAUGAGCAACUGGACGCCGCACACAGACACCUGUCACCUGUCACCAGUAACCAACACCAACGCACCAAUCCAGCACACACGCACACACACACUGUGCAGCAAUAGCAAUGGGACUCGACUUUGAUGUCGUGGAGUACUGCAAAGGUGUGAAAACAAAUCAGUCGCUGCCGCCGUUCGGCUGUCCGGUGCGCGACUGCGACCGCAGCUACAAGACACUGGUGGGACUGCAGGGUCACCUCACCAACUACGACCACGACAAUCCGCAGCCGCUGACGCCCGUGCUGAAGCCCAAUAGAAAAAAGGCGCGCUCCGCUCGCAGCUAUCACUCCACGCCCAAAGACAGUGGCAACGCUGGCCAUGCUGGCCACACUGGCAACGCUGGCAACUCGGAGGCGGAGAAUGGAUCUACGGGCGGCAGAAGCAACGUCAAUCCGGAGUCACUGGUGUCCUACAAUGAGCAGGAGGCGACGGUUACCUUUAAUAUAGAUGGCAAGAGUGUCAGACUGGGCAUUGAGGAUCCCCUACCGCUGGUGGAGGAGGAGGAGUUUGCCCAGCUGGUGGAACGGGGCUGCAUACUGAAUGCGGAUGCGCCGCCGCUGGAGGAGAAGGCUGCGUGGGCACGGGUGAAGGUGCCCGUGGCGAAUGUGCGCCAGAUUGAUGACUACCAUGUGCCUGAUGCACCGCCUCGUCCCUUGGCCUACUAUCGCUUCAUUGAGAAGUCGGCCGAGGAGCUGGACGGUGAGAUCGAAUACGAUGUGGAUGAGGAGGACUCCGCCUGGCUGGAGCACAUGAACGAGCAGCGUACGAAGCAAAACCUCAACCCGAUUAGCAUUGAUACCAUGGAACUGCUAAUGGAUCGCCUCGAAAAGGAAUCUCACUUCCAGGCGGCGGCCAAUGGAACGCCCACCGGUGUGGAGGUGGACGACGACGCGGUGUGCUGCAUCUGUUUGGAUGGGGAAUGCCAGAACACGAACGUGAUACUCUUCUGCGACAUGUGCAACCUGGCGGUGCAUCAGGACUGCUACGGCGUACCCUACAUCCCGGAGGGACAGUGGCUGUGCCGUCGCUGCCUGCAGUCGCCCAGCAAGGCGGUCAACUGUGUGCUCUGCCCGAAUGCGGGAGGAGCGUUCAAGCAGACGGAUCAUGGACAGUGGGCGCAUGUCGUCUGUGCACUGUGGAUACCCGAGGUGCGCUUUGCCAACACCGUGUUCCUGGAGCCAAUUGAUUCUAUUGAGACCAUACCGCCCGCCAGGUGGCGCCUCACCUGCUACGUGUGCAAGGAGAAGGGAUUGGGCGCCUGUAUUCAGUGUCAUCGGAACAGCUGCUAUGCCGCCUUCCAUGUGACCUGUGCCCAGCAGGCGGGUCUCUACAUGACCAUGGACACGGUCAAGGAUGGCCACAACGACAGCUCCGUGCAUGUGCAGAAGUUCGCCUACUGCCACGCCCACACGCCCGCGGAUGCCAAGCUCAAGACGAACGUGCCCGACUUUGAGGACACGCGUCUGAAGAUGCGCGAGGCACGCAAGGCAUUGGCCAAGAAGCGUUCCACGGCGCCGGUGGUGCUGAUACCCACAAUUCCGCCGGAUCGUGUGCAGGAGAUUGCGGCUAUGGUGCACAUGCAGCGGAAGAAGGAGUUCCUGGAUCGCAUCAUUGCCUACUGGACGCUUAAGAGGCACUACCGCAACGGAGUUCCGCUGCUCCGGCGACUGCAGAGUCAGGGCAACAAUCAUGGCGUGAUUCAGCGCAACGGGAUCGAGGGAUCGCCGGACACGAAGGAGCUGUACCGGCAGCUCAAGUACUGGCAGUGUCUGCGUCAGGAUCUGGAGCGGGCGCGUCUGCUCUGCGAGCUGGUGCGGAAGCGGGAGAAGCUGAAGGUGGCAUUUGUGAAGAUCUCGGAGGAGGUGGUGAUGCUGCAGCUGAAUCCGCUGGAAUCGGCGCUGAAUAAGCUGCUGGAUGCGCUGGAGACACGCGACACCAUGGAGAUCUUUCGGGAGCCAGUGGACACCAGUGAGGUGCCCGAUUACAUGGAUAUUGUCAAGCAGCCCAUGGAUUUGGGUACGAUGAGGAGCAAACUAAAGGAUUGUAGAUACACUUCACUGGAGCAGCUGGAGGCGGACUUUGAUCUGAUGAUACAGAACUGUCUGGCGUACAAUAACAAGGAUACGGUGUUCUAUCGUGCCGGCAUACGGAUGCGGGAUCAGGCGGCGCCGCUGUUUGUCCAGCUGCGCAAGGAGCUGCAGCGGGAUGGAUUGCUGGAGCGCAAUCAGCGCUCCCAUGUGGAUCAUGUGGAGGGUGAGGUGGAACUGGAGUUGCGACAGCUGCUGGCGGCGCCGCCCAGCGAGGAUGUGGUACAAAAGCUGCUCAUCCUCGCGGACAAGUCGCAGGUGCUCAAGAAUCCCAGCUAUCGCACCAAGAAGAUCAAGCAGAUCCGCCUCGAAAUCACCCGCAUGCGCAAGAGUCUCCAAAAGGCACGCUUUGCGGCGCGACACUCGACACAUGCGCACUCCCAGAGCGAUGAUGAUGAGGACGAGGAGACGGGCCUUGUGCCCUCCAAGAAACGGACGCGCAAGCGACUCGAUAGCAGCGCCAUGGACUUGGAGGAGUCACAGGAUCUGCAGCAGGCGCAGCACAACGAUGACGAAGAUGACGACGAGGAUGACUCGGAGGAUGAAGAUUCAAUGGCCGAAGAUGGCGCCAGCAAGGACACUGGCCACAUGACCCAAACGCCGCCCUGCAGUCCCGUCAAGUCCCUCAACAACAGCAGCUCUCCCGUGGGCAUCAAUCGAAGAACGGCCAUUUUACUGACGCGCAAGGCGCAGGCGGCGCUUAAGCGACCCUCGGAGCCACUGACGACGCCUGUCAAGGAGGAGGAGCACCACCACAACUCGCAAUCAUCCAGCACGCAGUCAACCAGCGCCAGUGGCAGCUCCAGUUCCACAACAACAGCUGCCACAGCCGCCUCCAGCGGCACGUUGAAUGCCACGCUGGCAACUGCCACGCCCACGCCGACUUUGACGCACAACAACAUGGCAGCGGGAGCGGGAGCGGGAGCAGGAGGUGGAGUGUCCGCUGUCGCUAGUCUAACGCCCACGUCGCUGGCUAGCUACCAUAAGCUGAGCCUAAGUCUGGGCUCAAGUCUGGCGCUGGACAAGUCACCCAAGCGACCAGCGCGUUACCGUCGUCUGCCUUCGAUGUCAUCACCAAAGAAGUCACCGAAUCCACAAACAGCUGCUGCUGCUGCUGCCGCUGUUCCUCCUCCUGCUGCUGCUGCUGUUCCUGCUGCGGUGCCAGCGGAACCUCUGCCUUUUGAGCGCAUCCCGGACAGCUUUCGGGUGUACAGAGCCAACAAUCAGCGCGAUGUCAGCGACAGCGACGAGGCACCAUCGCAAUCCAGUAGUCCCUGCAGCAGCUGCUCCGACUUCAGCAUGUCCGGCAGUUGCUCCGACUUUGACAGCGACGAGGCGAGUGACGGAGAUGCGCACAGCGAUGAUGGCGACUCGGACAGCGUGAAGGGGGGAGCGCAUGGUAUGAAUGAUGACUCGCAGGGGGAUUGCACCACGGAUGCAAUGGAUCUGCAGCAUGCGACGCUGCACAACACGCAGGGCAAUGGCAACAUGGCCAUCAGCAGCAGCGACAGCAGCUCAUCCGACAGCGACGAUGAACAGCUGCAGCUGGAUGCCAAGCAGCGUGUGAGCACACGCAGCACUCCCACUCCCACGCCCUUGGUGGGCCGUGGUGGUGGCAUCUGCGCAGCUCGAGGGCGUGGCAAGCGGCGCAGUAAUCUCAGUGAAUCCACCAGCUCCACAGCAACACCGCCACCGCUGAUCCGCAAGGCGGGCAAGUUGCGUGCAGCCACGCCCAAUGCAUCGCCGCUAGUGAAUAACAUCAAAGGACGACGGAGCACGACCAGCACACAUUGCCACAGCAUUGCCACAGCCAGCACAACCACGACAGCUGCCUUAACGAACAACAACAGGAGCAGCAAGCUGCACCACGAACUGGAGGAGGCGGGCAGAGCGGCGGGCGGAGCCAGUGGCGAGUUUCUGGUGCGGCACAACAGCACACACAAGGCGACGGCAUCGCUGGAGCCACUGCAGCUGGUGUGGGCGAAAUGCCGUGGCUACCCUUGGUAUCCGGCGCUCAUCUUGGAUCCCAAGACACCCAAGGGUUUCGUCUACAAUGGAGUGCCACUGCCAGCACCGCCCACCGAUGUGCUGGCCCUGCGCAAGAACUGCAUGGACGAUGUGGUCUUCCUGGUGCUCUUCUUCGACGUGAAGCGGACGUGGCAAUGGCUGCCCGCCAACAAGCUGGACAUCCUGGGCAUUGACAAGCAGCUGGACCAGCAGAAGCUCGUCGAGUCGCGCAAACCCGCCGAACGCAAGGCCGUCAAGAAGGCGUACCAGGAUGCACUGCACUACCAGAGUCAGGUAUCCGAUCUAGAGGGUCAGGGCCCCGAUCCCAUCAUGUGAAAGCUGUUUGCCCAAUUGCAUUUAACCGUCAACUGUUAAAUGUUAAAUGCAUCCCCCUCCCGCCUUGUAAUUAUGUUAAUGAAUAUUCGUUAAAUACGAAUACGAAUAGGAAUAUGAAUAUGAAUAUUCGCUCUCGAAAUAGUCCAGCCAGAUGCAGGGAAAACGAGCUGGGAACUAUCGUUUGUAUUGUUACUUGAGAAGGCCCUCCAUUAGAGUAUUUCUUUUAAAUAUUUACUUACAACUAUUUUUGAACUACACACUUCUCUGUUCUUCAGCGUAUCUUUCGAAUUUGAUUUCGAACUUUCCAACUUUCGAAUUUCCAAUUUUACACUGCAAGUGGCAUUUUGAUUUUUGAUUGUUUUCCCUUCUUAACAAAAAAAGUGAAGAAACUUUUUAAUUAGUUAUUACUUCUUAUUGUAAAAAUUCUGUAAAGUUAAAUUCUUUCGCCCUUUUCCCGCCAGAAAACCUAGCAACAACACCUACAACAAAUGGAAUUAAAAACCUCAAGACGUUUCAAGAAAAAUCAAAUCAAUGUUUAAGUUAAAUAGUUUUAAGCAUAAACAAAAUCAUGAAAAAUAGAAAAUAGUUAAGCAUAUAUAAAAAAAUGAAAUGUGUAAAAAAAGCCAGAACAUUUACAAAUAGCAUUAAAUUGUGUAUGUGUGUAUGCGUAUGUUUGUGUGAGUGUGUGUAUAUGUCUAUUAAGUGUGUUCCGUUUUUAAUUUCCGUAUGAACAAAUAUGCAACAAGUUUGAUUAUUAUUACGAUGUAUUACGACGAUGAUGAUGAUGAUGAUGAUUAUUAUUAUUAUUAUAAUUAUUAUAAUUACGGUGUGUAAUUAAUGCAAAUUAUUAGAAAAUAAGUGAAAAAAACGUAGAAAAUUAAGGUUUGUAGUAGAUGCCCAUAACAAGAUUGAAUAUUGUUUAAAUUUAACGGUCAAGUAAAGUGCAGAAAAUAAAUGUUUUAAACAAAUACAA